AUGGGCUUUGAAAAGCCUGAUCGAAUUUCUUGUCUGCUUUGGAUCGCUCUGCUGUUGGCAUGGGAUGUUGCAGCGUUUUUGCCGCGAGCCAACGUUGCGUCCAGAUGUGUGUACUUGCCGGACCGAGCAGCAAGCACUUGCCUUGGAAGUACCACGAGCGGAGACGAGGAGGAUGGCAAGGCCACACUGAACUUUCUGGUUGAGCUCAACCUAUCGUCAGAUCCGCUGCCACAUUCGACGACCAAGGAAGAAGUGUCGGGAUUUCUAAAGGAUCCAGAGACUAGAAAGUUGAUGCUCAGUGCAGCAGGAUCACGAGAGGUCGACGAAGUACCGUUGAACUCCGAGCUAGAAAGUCUCUGGAAAGAAUGUUGCAAAGAAGAGUAUGGUGAGAAUCUGUUGCCUGGAGAAGGAGAUUGUAUUUUGGCAACUACUACGGUCACCAAGCUACCAGGAGUUAGCCUCAACAACAAGAUUUACAACGGUGUAAAACAAUUCACAGACGAAGAAACAGGAAUUCCCAAAUUCACGUUCAUGAUGGUGGGAGAAGAGCAGUCGGCACGCGGCCCUCUUGUUUGGAUUUUUAACAAGUUGACUGGCAAGAAGGAAGAGGAGGAGGCAUCAUUGAAACCGAGCGGUUUUGCUGCAAGCCACGUUUCUGUGGUGCAAGACGAGGACGGGAAUUUGGCUUUCAACUACGACGCAACAAUCAAAAUUACUGUAAAGUUUCCGGCUACUUUGCUCAAGAUUCUACCCACCACCAAGGAAAAGGCAGAGGCAUCGGCUAGUGCCUCUAUUGGCAAGGGCAUUCGAAAGGAUGUGGAAAAGGGAAACAAAGGUGUCUACGAUGCGUUCAUUGAAUUUCAAAAACAACAAUAA
Messenger RNA from Seminavis robusta, 876 nucleotides. NCBI's taxonomy places the organism in Eukaryota, Bacillariophyta, Bacillariophyceae, Naviculales, Naviculaceae. The record is from the annotation of a GenBank genome assembly.